AUGUCACAUAAAAAUAUAGCCGAUCACAUUGUAAAUCUCAAGUUUGCAUCAAAGUAUCUGGUAUUACUGAAUUCUAAACAGGCGUACAUUAUGCUACCCACGAGGGCUUUCGUAGAUCUGAAAAUAAUGCACAGCAUGGACGCCCCAUGGUCAUUGCUAUGGUUAGUAACAUUGUCUCCUUUCUUAGACAGUUGUUUUGAGACUUGACAGAUUAUGCAUCAUGAAUAUUUAUGUUUACUAAAUUAGGAUAUUUGCGCUAUGCGUUUCGACGACCCACAAUCCACUAGAGAAUGGUUGACCUGUCAGCUAAGUGGGUUAUGAAAGUUACUGUCAAAACUGUAUCCAGCUUGUUCCACAUCAAGGAACUAAAAAAUAAGAGGUCAACAUGACUGGAAAGCAAAAGGGUAACGUGGUUGGUGAGCUGUGCCCUUACUGUGGGAGGACAUUCAAGAGGCUUAAAACUCAUCUUAAUCACUGCAAGAUGGCUCCCGCUGUUGCGUCCCCCAAAAGUGCAGACACCCUGAGUGAGGAUGCUCUCCUUAAGGCCGUGGUAGUCAAGAGUAAGAAGAAGACGACUGCAGCUGCAACAAGCCGAGACCAACUUUCUUCUUCCAGUCAGGGUAAAACUGAAUCUCUGUCUGAUUUGAAAACCAAAAAUAGAAAUAAAAAGUUAGUGAAACCAGCAGAACCUAUUACCUCAACUCCUCUCGCAUCUCCUCAAACUACCAACCCUGCAUCAGAUAGUCUAAGUGAAGACACGGGGCAAAUUAAAAGGAAAUGGCCAGGAAGGAGUAAACAGGAGACAGAGAAAGAGAAGCUGUCUGCUGUUUUGAUGGAAACGGGCAGAAUAUCAUUACCGAAAGCUACGGCUUUAGGAAAAAUCACACUGGCUGCGAAUGUCUUGAAGGGAUCAACCGGUGGAGGAGAGCAGAGAGAGGUCACCAAAGCUACCAAACUCAAAAACGCAGCCAAGUCAAAGGCUUCACUUCGCUUGCCAGUCGAGGAGAAUGGUCUUGCUGUUCCUCUCACUACAGCAAUGGCGUCUGUUCAGGAACGCACACAUAAAGCUCUGCAUAAACCUCACACAGAAAACGACCAGCACUUCAAUCCGUCCCACUUGAAACCCCAAAUUCAAACACAUUUCCAGGAAGAAGUGAAGGCAAGUUGGCAGGGCCGAGGCAAAGACCUGUUGAGUGUGAAAGUGCCAGACAGUGAUGUGUCAUACACCUACAAAGUGAAGACUAGUGUGUGGGAUCACAUUAAGGGUGGUCUACUGAGCAGGAAGUAUGGAGUGCCGAUGACUGCGUCCUUGGUGGGGACUAAACCACAGGUUGGCAAUGGAACCACAGCUCUCACGAUCAGUCUGCCUCAAUCUGUCAUGAAUCCUCAGAAGGCUGCGUCCUUGGAAGGCCCCUUCAUGAAGUGUGCAGACUCCUCAAAGCCCCCACAGGUCACCCUACUAGCGUCCCAAAGUGACGCCCUCAGCUCAAAUCCCCGGAGCCUGGAGUGGAUGUCCACUGUUACUGCAGGUUACCAUGGGAUGGAGGUGUACAGACCUCCAGGGAGGCUGGCCCAAGGGCACGAGCAGUACUGGAUGAAGCCUUCCCCCGCACCCUUGCCACCCACCCCUCUACCAGUGCCUGAGGUUUUAGGUGGGUCCAAGAGACCGCAAGGUCCAUCUUCAUCUUUGAACUCGGGGGGACAGGCCUUUAGCCUCAGUAUAGUCCCCCUUGCAGAGAGGAGAUUUGGUGACGUUACACUGAAUGAAUUGCUUCCCUGGCUUGCAGACCGAACACCACAGUCACCUAAAGAGGGGUUAGCCAUUUUGAAAAAUGGUUGGCAGUGGUAUUACAGACGGUAUAUUGACGUACGUAAGGGUGGUAUUGGAGGGGUCGGCAUGCUUAUUGCUGGCUACUGUGUCCUAAGCUACGUGUGGAGUUACCCACACCUAAGUGAGUUCUAUCAACUAUAUUAACUCUUCUCAGCAGUAAAUAAUAACGGUAUAAUAAUAAGACAAAUUUUAAAUUAAAUUAAAGAUAUAUGGGUCAUUCCGUGUCAAAUCAGACAAAAUCCAGGAAAAUGGUUGCUGCACCGUCUCAGAUUUUUCUCAAAGUUUGUCUACCUCAUAUUUACGUCCCAAAACUAAGACCUGUAAAAUAUUUUUGUUAAAUUACAAUGUUUUCAUACAU
Messenger RNA from Alosa alosa (allis shad), 2189 nucleotides. RefSeq lists its product as uncharacterized. Gene Ontology annotation, biological process: proton motive force-driven mitochondrial ATP synthesis. Gene Ontology annotation, molecular function: proton-transporting ATP synthase activity, rotational mechanism. The record is from RefSeq and is a predicted model, not a curated record. The transcript is spliced from 5 exons. The coding region runs from base 386 to 1975 and encodes 529 amino acids. NCBI's taxonomy places the organism in Eukaryota, Metazoa, Chordata, Actinopteri, Clupeiformes, Clupeidae.